Messenger RNA from Pistacia vera, 1723 nucleotides. Its product is annotated as pectinesterase. Bases 1 to 1566 code for a protein of 521 amino acids. The record is from RefSeq and is a predicted model, not a curated record. Gene Ontology annotation, molecular function: pectinesterase inhibitor activity; pectinesterase activity. The transcript is spliced from 2 exons. Lineage: Eukaryota; Viridiplantae; Streptophyta; Magnoliopsida; Sapindales; Anacardiaceae. Gene Ontology annotation, biological process: cell wall modification.
AUGGAUAAACUUUUCCUCUCAUUUUUCACUUCUUUUUUUCUAAUUUCUUCUCUGAAUGUUGUGCAUGCCGCAACACCAAUAACUUCUUGCACCCAAACACCAUAUCCCGAAACAUGCGUCCAUUACAUGGAAAAUAAUUUCUUAGCCACCCUUAAGCUCGACCGAACCCAAUUCUCCUUUCACGACUUGACCCUCAAGGUCGCCUCGGACCAAGCCGUUCAAGCUCACCAGCUCAUUUCAACUAUGGACUUGAGCUCCUUCAACGAGCACGCCAAAUUGGCUUGGACUGAUUGUUUGGAGCUCUAUGAAGAUACAGCCAACCAGCUAAACCGUUCAAUGAGCUCUUCAAAUCCUGUUGAUUCCGUAACGUGGCUCAGUGCUGCGAUUGCGAACCAACAAACGUGUGAAAACGGGUUCACUGAUUUUAACUUGCGGUCUCAUCUUGAAUCUCUGCCAUUGAUGUUGACUAACUUCUCGCAGUUGCUUAGCAAUUCCUUGGCAGUAACUCAGUCCACUGUCCAACCGUACGCCGCCACGAAAGUUGGCGGUCGACGCUUGCUUGCGGAUGAAUUUCCGUCGUGGAUUUCGGCGGCUGAUCGGCGUCUGCUACAAGCGGCACCGAAAGGCGACAUUGUGGUGGCCCAAGAUGGAUCUGGAAAUUACAGGACCAUUUCUGAAGGUGUGGCUGCUGCAGCUAAGAGAAGUGGCGGGAAACGAGUGGUGAUUUAUGUUAAAAAAGGAGUUUAUAAAGAGAACGUCGAGAUUAAAAAAACAGUGAAGAAUAUAAUGUUAAUGGGAGAUGGAAUUGAUGCUACCAUUGUUACUGGUAACAAGAAUGCUAAAGAUGGUUCAACAACUUUUCGCUCUGCAACUUUUGCUGUUUCCGGGGCAGGCUUCAUAGCUCGAGGCAUGACGUUCGAGAACACGGCGGGACCCCAGAAACAUCAGGCCGUGGCUCUCCGGUCAGGCUCCGACUUCUCCGUCUUCUACGGCUGCAGCUUCAAGGGCUACCAGGACACCUUAUACGUCUACUCUCAACGCCAAUUCUACAAGAACUGCGACAUCUACGGAACUCAAGACUUCAUUUUCGGGGACGCCGUGGCGGUGCUUCAGAGCUGCAACAUCUACCUUCGGAAACCGCUGAGUAACCAGAAGAAUACCGUCACGGCGCAGGGAAGAAAAGACCCGAACGAAAACACGGGCAUAAUUAUUCACAACUCUCGCGUUACAGCGGCUUCUGAUAUGAGAGGCGUGGGCUCCACUCAAAACUACUUGGGCCGGCCGUGGCAGAAGUAUUCAAGAACUGUGUUCAUGAAAUGUACGAUCGACGGACUGAUUAAUCCCGCUGGCUGGUUGCCGUGGAGUGGGAAUUUCGCUUUGAGCACUCUUUAUUAUGGAGAGUAUAUGAACACUGGAAGUGGGGCAAGUACUAGUGGGAGGGUGAAGUGGCCGGGGUAUCAUGUGAUAAAAAGCCCAACGGAGGCCGGGAAGUUCACCGUGGGGAACUUUUUGGCCGGGAAUUCGUGGAUUCCGGCUACCGGAGUGCCGUUUGAUGCUGGUUUGUGAAGUAAGAGACUUGUAAAAGUAGGAAAGAUGAAGAAUGCAUUAAUAGAAAAAUAAGUCAAAUUUGUGUAAUUGUUUAAUAGCAAAAUGACGUCAACUUGUACGUAACCUUGUAAUAACAUAAUAAUAUUAAUAAUAAAAGUCGUGGUACGUUGUUUAA